Molecule: messenger RNA, 580 nt
Organism: Dioscorea cayenensis subsp. rotundata (Guinea yam)
Lineage: Eukaryota; Viridiplantae; Streptophyta; Magnoliopsida; Dioscoreales; Dioscoreaceae
Exons: 3
Coding region: 8-415 (135 amino acids)
Molecular function (GO): nucleic acid binding
Source: RefSeq, a predicted model, not a curated record
GGUAACUAUGAUGCAAGCCUUGAAUAAAUCAACCACAAAAAGAAAAGAGCAAGUGGAUAGUGAUAAGAUGGCUGCAUUGAGAGCAUGGCAUAGAGUGGAUUGCAGAACAAGAGAAGCAUUGAAGCGGAACUUCCUCUCUGAUCUUGUUCUGGGCUAUGAGGAACGGAUAUUGACAUUUAUCAAGGAUAGUGAAGACGAUGACAUGCUAAUGCUCCAUAUUCAAGAUCCUAUUCACAGAUUGUUGCUUCAUGGCGUUUAUGAGUUCUACAACUUGAUCUCUGUGACAAUUUCAAUUCCCGGAGAUGCGAAAAUGCGGAAGGUGACAAAAAUAAAGAAGAAAUUGGGCUCCCAAAGUCUCCCACCACAGAUUAAACUCACUCAAUUUCUGAGAAUGGCAAAGGAUGCAGCAGUAUAGAUCAAAAUCUGUGUGUACCAAAGUUGUAUGCUUUUUUAACUGUAAAUAGGUAGGUAGCAAAAGAUUAUGACUUAUUAACUCUCUUCAAGAUAAUUGUUAAGAAUCUUAUUUAAGGGGUGUUUGGAUAAUAAUAAUAUAAUGGGUGGGCUGUGAUCAUCUUGUUGA